This is a messenger RNA of Brassica napus (rape), 869 nucleotides long. RefSeq names its product kunitz trypsin inhibitor 4. Lineage: Eukaryota; Viridiplantae; Streptophyta; Magnoliopsida; Brassicales; Brassicaceae. The coding region runs from base 28 to 726 and encodes 232 amino acids. The transcript has a single exon. The record is from RefSeq and is a predicted model, not a curated record. Gene Ontology annotation, molecular function: endopeptidase inhibitor activity.
GCACAUUCGUGUAUAAAUACUGAUCACAUGGACUCACAUUUUCUUCAUCCAGUAACAAUCAGUUAUAAUCAACUACAUAAACACAAAAGGAUUAAUCCUAUGUUUUACUUCCUUCUUGCCUUAACCGCUCUUUUGGCGGCAACCCCAAACGCAGCCAAACCAGUUCUCGACACUGAUGGUGAUUUCAUAUUCGAUGGCAGUUACUACGUUCUACCUGCCAUCUUCGGCGCUGCCGGUGGCGGCCUGAAUCUCGCCUCUCGUGGUAGCAACCAAUGUCCCCUCUUUGUCGGGCAGGAAAUUUCAGAGGUCGACAGGGGAAUUCCCGUCAAAUUUUCAAAUUGGAGACUUAAAGUUGGGUUUGUUCCGGAAUCAGAGAAGCUCAACAUCAAGAUGGACGUCGAAGCUACAAUAUGCGUUCAGUCAACCUAUUGGUGGGUCACUGCAGCCCCAAGUGGCUUUCGGACAUCGUUCAUAACGGCUGGUCCUAACCCGGAAGCAGGAGAAGAUUCGUCGAGGAGUUUCUUCCAGAUCGAGAAAGCUAAAGGUUUUCCUGACGGUUACCAUAUUAUGUUUUGUCCUAACGAUAACGAUUGCAUCAAUGUGGGGAUAGUUGUGGACGAAUAUGGCGUUCGGCGUUUGGCUUUAAGCUCCAUGCCAUUCCCGUUUGUGUUCAUGAAAGCUACUGGUACACAGACUUCGUCCAAGCCUAUUAUGUCUAUCAUCUAAGAGAAAUUGAUGACUACAAAACUAAAAGGAUAUGAGUUGCUAUAACGUACAACUAAUAAUAAAACUCUAUCUGUGUUCCUUGUUUUCUUUGUUCAUCUUUAAUGGAAUGAAACAUCUUUCCUUUGUUUCUUUUUUCUUUUUAA